CAACAUGAAAAUUGCAUGAAAUUGACGCAUCACACGAAAAUAAUCGAAGCCUUCUUUACAAUUAUAAUUUUUGUGCGUUAUUUACUUAUUUAUGCACGAUUUGAUUGAUAAGGUAAUGGUAAAAUUGUGCAUACGAAUAAAGUGCAUUUCUAUAAGUUUUCUUAAUUUGGCAAUGCGUAAUUAUUGUCAAAAGUGGGAAAAAUGGCGAGUUCAUCAAGAUAUGAGUCAAAUAAUAUAUGCUGUUAUGCUCAUCCAGAAGCCCCCUUAAUUGAAGAUUAUCGUGCUGGUGAUCAAAUAUGUUCCGAAUGUGGAUUAGUAGUUGGUGACAGAGUUAUAGAUGUUGGAUCUGAGUGGCGAACGUUUAGUAAUGAAAAAUCAGGCGUAGAUCCUUCUCGUGUUGGUGGACCAGAAAAUCCCCUUUUAAAUGGGUCAGAUUUAUCGACAAUGAUUGGUCCUGGUAGAGGAGAUGCAUCUUUUGAUGCUUUAGGGGUGUCUAAAUAUCAAAAUAGGCGAUCGAUGAGUAGUUCAGAUAGAGCGCUGAUAAAUGCAUUUAGAGAGAUAAAUGCAAUGGCUGACAGAAUUAAUUUACCAAAAACCAUUGUAGAUAGAGCAAAUAAUCUUUUUAAACAAGUACAUGAUGGUAAAAAUUUAAAAGGUCGUGCAAAUGACGCUAUUGCCUCCGCUUGUUUGUACAUUGCAUGUCGCCAAGAAGGAGUACCUCGCACAUUUAAAGAAAUUUGUGCUGUUAGUAAAAUAAGCAAAAAAGAAAUUGGACGAUGUUUUAAAUUAAUAUUAAAAGCGUUGGAGACGUCAGUUGAUUUGAUUACAACUGGAGAUUUUAUGUCAAGAUUUUGUUCGAAUUUGGCAUUGCGUAAUGUUGUACAACGUGCCGCAACACAUAUUGCACGCCGUGCUGUUGAAAUGGAUAUUGUACCGGGACGUUCACCCAUAUCUGUGGCAGCAGCAGCUAUUUAUAUGGCAUCACAAGCAUCAGAUGAGAAGCGAAGUCAAAAAGAAAUUGGAGACAUUGCUGGAGUUGCUGAUGUCACAAUUCGACAGUCAUAUAAAUUAAUGUACCCUCAUGCCAACAAAUUGUUUCCAGAAGAUUUUGAAUUUGCUACGCCUAUUGAUAGUUUACCAGUUAUGUAAAUUGAUUUUUAUUUGGGUGAACUAUUUAGUGAUCAAUUGAAUCCUGAAUAAUUAGAUCUACGAUUAAAUAAAAACAUAUUAGAUUUUAUACAGAGCGAUUUAGUAUGAUUCACAGUAUAGAAUUCUUAAAUGUUUCGAUAAAGGUGUUUUUAAAUGAUUUUUAAUUCGAAAAAUGAAUUUUUUUCAAUCGUAUUCAAAAACAUUCACAGAAAUCGUAAUCAACUAUUAUUUUUUAUUUAGCAGAUUCAUUAAAUAUACACUAGAUUGAUGUAAAUCAGGACCAAAAAUCUACUAAAUUUGUCUUAUUUAUGUUCCGAUUAUAGAAUUUGUUAUUAAUAUCACCACAUAAUCGGCUGUAAAGUUAAUAAUUACACUGUGACAUUGAACUUCUUACGAAAAAGAAUAAACGAUUGUUUCCCUUUCCAUUAAGUUAUUAG
Molecule: messenger RNA, 1586 nt
Organism: Chrysoperla carnea
Lineage: Eukaryota; Metazoa; Arthropoda; Insecta; Neuroptera; Chrysopidae
Gene: TfIIB
Product: transcription initiation factor IIB
Exons: 4
Coding region: 202-1149 (315 amino acids)
Biological process (GO): transcription initiation at RNA polymerase II promoter; transcription preinitiation complex assembly
Cellular component (GO): transcription preinitiation complex; nucleus
Molecular function (GO): TBP-class protein binding; RNA polymerase II general transcription initiation factor activity
Source: RefSeq, a predicted model, not a curated record